Molecule: messenger RNA, 4349 nt
Organism: Eleginops maclovinus (Patagonian blennie)
Lineage: Eukaryota; Metazoa; Chordata; Actinopteri; Perciformes; Eleginopidae
Product: upstream stimulatory factor 2
Exons: 9
Coding region: 1527-2342 (271 amino acids)
Biological process (GO): regulation of transcription by RNA polymerase II
Molecular function (GO): DNA-binding transcription factor activity, RNA polymerase II-specific; protein dimerization activity; RNA polymerase II cis-regulatory region sequence-specific DNA binding
Source: RefSeq, a predicted model, not a curated record
GAACCUAAGUAGGAGUUGCACCACUGUAAUGUAAACACAUUCUGUUACAAGUAAAGUCCUGCAUGCAAAGGUUCAAAAGUGUAGGCAUCAAAAUAUUACUUGUGCAGAAUAGCCUAUUUCGGAAUUAUGUAUUUUAUAUGAUUGGAGUAUAUUUGUAGAUACAGUAAUAUGUAAAGAAGGUAAGGCGAUAUGGAGAAAACCAAUAUACAAAUAUGUUUUUACCAAAUACCUCAAUCAAUAUUGCGAAUAUAUUGCGACUUAUGUCAGCAUUUAUUUAUAUAGCCCAAUAUCACACAUUUUACAUUUGUCUCAGUGGACUUUACAGAAUAUGAAUAUGACACCCUCUGUCCUUGGACCCUCACAUCAUACAAGGAAAAACUUCCUAUAAAACCCCAGAGUUACGGGGGAAGUUAUAUGUAAUGCAGACUUCUGAACAUCGGAAAAGAAAACACUCGAACCAUAUAACCGUUAUAAUAUUUUGAUGACCAAAAGCUAACAUUAUGUAUAGCCUCAUAUUACAAGAUUCAAUUUAUAUCGAUAUAUUGCCCAGCCCUAUGAAUAAGCAUCAUUGAGGUUGUAGCUGGUUAAUAUUUACUAAUACUAACUACUUUAUGUACUGCAGGGCAGAUUUACCAAAGAAAACAUGGAAAUGCAUAUGUUGAUUGAUAUUUUUGUUAAUAAUAUGAAUAUGUUAAGUAACUAGUAAGUAAUGUUUAGUAGAAGUAUACAUUGAAAAACAUGCUAAAAAUAUACAUGCAAGUACCUCAAAAUUAAUUCCCCCCCACAUGUACGAACUCUUUUCUUAUUUAGACUUUGUCACACUAAGUGUUGUGGUGUUAGCAUAUCCACCUCACUGUAAGAAAAACCUGGGUUUCUCUCAAUAAUAGUCCUUUCUUUGUAAGGUUGCAUGUUCUUGUAAUGUGAUCGCGUGUCCCUCUUCCUUUUUCAAAGACAAGUCAGGAGGAUAGCAGGCUCUAAAUUGCUUGAAGGUAUGAAUGUGUGUUUUUUUCUCCUAGUCCCAUGAUUGACCUGGGACCUUUGUCAAGAGUGUCUCCUUAUCGUCCAGUAAUGGGGCACUCAUCGCAGCAGUGGUCUCGGAUUGACUGUGGGAGAGUUAAAAGAGCAGAUAAAUAUUUUCGAAAAAAACAAAUGUGUGAUAUCCGAGUUCGUUGGUAAUACCGUAGGGAAUUAAGUCAGCAAUCCAUGUGGUUCAUUUUGCGUAAACAAGGCUAAUGUGGAAGAUCAUGUGAUUCCAGUCUGGUCUGGGAUUGGCACGGCGCCGCUGUCACAUGUCAGUCAGGAGGAGAGUCACAUGAUGGAAGGAUUCAAAUACGGAUUCCUGGAACAAACAAGCUCAUUUUCUGACUUGUUUUUCAAAUUGAAUCAGGCACAUUCUGAUGCAUAAGCAAAUUGAGAGGGAAACAAUAUGCUUAUGUUUCAGAAUGUGCCUGAAGUAAGAUCAAUGUACCACUGUGAUUGGGACUAUUGUGCUAAAUACUAGGCUCCGGGGGACUGUAGCAUUAGAAAUGCUAAACAAAUCUACAAAUCAGGUGACAUACCGAGUCGUUCAGGUGACUGACCAGCACCUCGAUGGGAGAGAUGAUGGGGGAGGAGCAGUGAGUGUUGUCUCGACAGCUGCCUUUGCUGGGGCUCCCCAGGCUGUGGCUCAGGCUGUGAUCCAAAACCCUUUCAGUAAUGGAGGAAGCCCAGGAGGAGAGGCGGUGGGAGGGGAGACGCGCUUCGCUUACUUCCCCGCAACUGCGGUGAGCGACGGGACUGUGUCUGUGCAGGCCGCCACGGACCCCACACUCACACAGGCGGGGGGUCAGUUUUAUGUGAUGAUGACCCCCCCCGAUGUCAUUCAGACAGGGACGCAACGAACCAUCGCCCCACGCACACAGCCCUACCCUGCAGAUGAAAACGAGCUGCUGCAGCAGGAAGGUUUAAACUGGAAAAUGGAUGGACCGCGAACACCAAGAGAUGAAAGGAGAAGGGCGCAACAUAAUGAAGUUGAAAGACGGCGAAGAGACAAGAUCAACAACUGGAUUGUCACGCUUUCCAAGAUCAUCCCGGACUGCAACAUGGACAGCACCAAGACUGGAGCAUCAUCUCUGUCCUCACAGAGCAAAGGGGGCAUCCUGUCCAAGGCCUGCGACUACAUCCGUGACCUGAGGCAAAACAACCAGCGACUGCAGGAGAGUCUGAAGGAGGUGGAGAGGAUACAAGUGGACAAUGACUUGUGCAGGCAGCAGAUUGAAGAGCUGAAGAAUGAGAAUGCUUUGCUCCGAGCGCAACUCCAGCAGCACGGCAUCGAGAUGGUUGGAGAGACACCACCGCAGUGAGACAAAAAGAACAAGGAGGGGCACCACCACUCAGACAUACAGUCGACAUGAUGAAAAAAGCAGGCGAGAUGAUGGAGAAAAUAACAAAAGGACUUGUGAAGAAUCACUUUUUCUAGUGAAUGCAUCUUUCCCAGGCUGCGAACCCUUCAACGGCCUGUUGUGGCUGUACUAGACUGUUUCAAUCCUAUUGAGAUAACCACCCGUUGCAAUUCAGUACAGAUAUGCUGCACUCCCCACCAUCAGAGUGCAUUGCUAGCACACGCUAUGAAAGAGAACCUCUGCUGAACUCCUCCUUUAGUCUGUAUUUAUGUAAUGUCACUUGUGGACUCUUUCGUUUCUCAUGUACAUUUUAAUUUAGCUCCCUGUCAGUGUAUUUUACCCCAAAUUAUUGAGUUUGACUUAGUUGAUGCUUUUCCUCGUUUUUUUGUUGUUGUUUUUGUUCUGUAUUAAUAUGUUGUUUUUAGCUGCUUUAAUUUAUUAGUCCGCUUGCUGACAGAAGCCUUGUCGGAGACCAGUUACAGCGAAGCUCUUGCACACAAGAGAAGCAGAUUGAAUUUUAAGUGAGAGAACAUCAAAGAAUGCAAAACAUUAGGAUUUUACACGCAUAAUGUAAUACACACUGCUUACCUAGACCCAAAGACAAACAGGGAGCUGGGCUGGCCUCUGCUUCUGGGCUGAUUUUUUUUUGUAAAUAGGACAUGUUUUAAUACAGAUGUUAAAGAAUGUUAGCGCUGAUUAUCUCUGGGAGAAAACAAUCAAUAACUCGUUAAAUUCACGCUGGCCCUUUGUCAUAAUAAUUACCAUGACGUGUGUUCAAUCUUGGAGCUUGAUUUGAAAAAACAAAAAGUGGUGUACUUGAAUUGUUGGGCAUUUGCUAAACAAGAAAAAUAACUAAAAUGUCAACAAAAUCCCUCUUUCAAUAUCCAUCUGUUUAAAUGCUAUUGAAAUAUAAAUGUAAGCGAUUAACAAACACAGCACGUUGGACUGUAGACUGGAGCGGGAUUCGGUGCAAAUUUCAACUUUUGCCAAACUAUAUAUAGAAACUAGUUUUUUUUAUUAUCUUUGGUUGAAGUGUGAUUUAACAGUGUCUCACUAGGUGUAAGAAUAAUCCCCACAUGUUUCAUUUCAAGCUGUUUGGUCUAUUUUCGUGUUGCAAGACUUCAAAUGCAGCUCCACGCACAAGGGGGGAGACACCCUGGAGAGCGGCACUCAAAGACUCUCUAUGGAAAAAAGGAGUACACACAAAUUCCGUGUUGAACUUCUUAGUCGAGCACAACUUGUUCUCCACCAAAUGAAGGAAUAGUUUGAAAGUGGGAAACUUGGUCUCACACCCUCUCAGGCGAACAAUAAGUAAUUGGUUGUAGAAACAGAAAGAGCCAAUAUUAACAUUGUUGAUGGUUUUCAGAAUGAAUAUACAUGAUGUUCCGCUUUGGGCGAUGUGAGUAGAAGUUGGGGGGGGGGGAAAAGACAUCAAGCUUCAGAGCCACUUAUUAGAGCACGAUUGCUUCUCCUUGUGUCAACACUCGCUGAUCCAGCAGAGAAAAACUAACACUCAGACCGCUGGACAAAUCAGGCCGACUAUCACGUUUUAAUAUCUCAGACUCUGCAAGUUAACAGCUUGUGCUUUGGAAGUGCUGUUCUGCUUCUACUGUUAGAUUCAAACCUGAUAUGAAUAGCGCAAGAGUCUGAUCUAUCAAACGAGGCUCCUAGCCAUGGUUGAAUGAUGGAUAUUUUGCGGUAUAAUUUUUUACACCUCGGUGAGAGCAGAAAAUGUGAACUUGAAGACAUGAAUAAUGCUUUGGAGGACGGAUGUUCACAAAUGAAAGGUCACUUGUGGCUAAUUUUUCUUUUCUUUUUUUCCUUCAAUUCUUUUUAAAAUGGCAAAGAAAAGGAAGUGUUUUUCUCUGUAGCAGCCUCACUGUUCUCAGGUUAGAUUUAAAGACAUCUUUUCUAAUUAAAAUGGUGGAAAAUAAAACUUUCACUAUCUAAUAAACUUUAUCCACUUUG